Molecule: messenger RNA, 1863 nt
Organism: Closterium sp. Naga37s-1
Lineage: Eukaryota; Viridiplantae; Streptophyta; Zygnematophyceae; Desmidiales; Closteriaceae
Source: the annotation of a GenBank genome assembly
AUGCCUGAUCUCCAGCACGCACACUGGCAUGGUGCGAGGCGAGGGGGCAGUGCCCAGGAAGUGAGUGGGCUGGAAGGGACGACUGCAGGCGGGAGUGAACUGAUGGACGUGGUGCGCUGCGCAGUCGAUAGAAUCUCACACCACAUCGUCCCCGCCUCCACCUCCCGGCGUCCGACCCCCGCCAGCAUCGCGGUGGGUCAGCAAAGCGUGCUCAAGGCGGCACUGCUGGCGGCGCUGGGCGCGGCGUGCUGCAUCGCGUUUCUGCGCGCCGGCUUGCCGUUUCGCGACCACUCCACGCACUCAGACGAGGACUCCUUUCUCCAAGCAACUGUUCAUCUGUUACCCUCGUCUCCGCACAACCCUCUAUGUUUCCAUCUCCUUCCCCUCCCCCUCCUCCCGUUCCAUGUGCAACGCUCUCCCCGCUCUGCCCCUCCUCACUCAGCCGCACAUCUGCCCCUUCUGCCCCACCUCUCCCUUCCGUUCCCCGCCUGCCUGUGUGCCCAUUAUCUUGACGACAGGCAGACGAGGGCGCGCAGCAGGGAGAGGCGGGGAGGAGCAGGGGGGCUAUCUGCUGGUGCAGCUCGCAGGGGGGCUCAACCAGAUGCGCGCAGGGGUGGGUGGGGGGCUCUCAACCUCUCGCUCCCCGGCCUCAUUCUCAUGCUUGCCUCCGCCUCUGCUCUUCCUCACAUUCUCCUUACUUUUGCUUUGCUGCCUUCUGCAUCUACCCUACACUUCUCCCCACCCCUUCACAUCCUCCCUCCCCCACUUCCCCUCACCCUACCCCUUUUCCCCCUCGGGCCUCCCAUCCGUCCACCCCCUGGCCCCCCCGCUGGUGCUGGCGCCGUGGGUGCGUAUGGUGGACCGCCUGCCCUCCGCGCUGCGACACCGCGCUGCCUCGACCGCACCGUGCCACGCGGUUCCACCGCCGAGUACUACGAGACACGUGGCAGGGCGAUGAUCAGAAAGGCGCAGGUGCUGAAGCUGAACCAUUUCGAUUCCAGGCUGCAUCACCAACUACCGCUGGACCUGCACAAGGCCGGCGGUGCUGCAAGAGCAGCGCAAGGUGCACAAGGGCAGGGGGGAGAGAGAGAGCAGGUGGAGGGAGGGAUGCAGGCGAAGGGGAGUGGCAAGGCUGUCAAGUACGGUAUGUUUUUGAUUCAUCUGAGGUACGAGCCGGACAUGCUGGCGUUCACAGGGUGCGAGUAUGAGGGGGGCGCGGAGGAGAAGGCAGUGUUUGACUCCAUCCGACAGCGCUGGGCCAACCUGCCCGCCAUGGAUGCCGAGAAGCAGAGGGCCAAGGGCCAACCCACUGCCACAACCGUCCACCCUCGCUCCUCUCCCCACAACUCCCCCGCUCCUCGCGCCUUCCCCUUCACCACGGACAAGCACUCCCUUGCACACUCCCACGCCAUGGCCCACGCCCACACACGGGCACGGGAUGACGACGAGGAUGAGGGGGAUGAGGCGUGGGGCGGGGGAGAGGGUGGGGGUGGGAAAGGAGGGGUGGGUGCGGAGGGCGGAGGGGCGUUGGCAGGGGUGGAGGGGCGCAAGACGCUGCUGGCAGCGGUGGACUAUGAGAUGUGUCGGGGGGUGGCGCUGCUCGUCACUAACAACAAUGGCAACAUGGCCCACCUGCUAGCGGGCCACAGGAGGUACAACGGUGUGGGUGGCACGGUGCACCUCUUUGGCUCCUCCAUCCACCGCCUCCUUGCUGCCAUCCAACAUGGGGAUCACGAGACCUUUCAGAAGCUUCGCAAUCGGCUGCUCAAGGGCGACCUUAGCACUCAGAGGGUGAGCAAUGAGAAGGCUGUGGCGAAAGGAGGGUUUUAUGCGUUUCCACGGGAUUGUUUGUGUGAAGUCUGA